AUGUCGUCUCACAGCAACGCCGACGCCAACUCGGCUGCAUCCACCAGUCCCGCCUCCUCCGACUCUCACCAGAGGCCCAAGAGGGCCAGGACGAGCAAACCGAAAGUCAAGACGGGGUGUAACAAUUGCAACCGCAGCGCGAGACCUCAUGAGGUCCUCGCCAUUGCUCCGAAACCCCUGGCCGCCGCCCAGAAUGCCGCCGCACCCGGGCGAGCGACCUCUAUCGAAGGGCUGCCUCCCCGAAGGCAACACAAGUUGCAGGCUCGCCGCCCGACACCCCCGCAAGCGUCGGCUGCCCAUUCAGCCCUCACAAUGUAUCGCCCCGCUGGCAACCUCCAACUGACCCCGCAGGAAGGCCUUUAUUUCCAACUGUUCCGCUCCCACACCGCAAGUGAGCUGUCCGGCUACUUUGACUCGGUCUUCUGGACCCGGACCGUCUUGCAGGAGUGCCACUCGGAGAACGCCAUUCGCCACGCCGUCGUUGCCCUCGGCGCUCUCUACAAGACCCUGGAACAAACGUGCGAGUCCCCGCCGGGCUCGCCGUCCGAUCUUAUGGGCCCCGUGGACGGAGCAUACAAGCAUUGGGAGGUGGCGGUAAAGCAGUACUCAGAAGCCAUCAACGCUCUUGUCCAGCUCCAACGCGACCAGAAGUCGCACCGCACCCUGCUCAUGGCCAGUGUGCUCCUGACCUGCUUUGACUCCUUCGUUGGCGACCACAGACAGGCCAUACGACAAAUUCAAACCGGCCUCAGCUUGUUGGAGAAGCUCAGGGCCGAGAGGAGAAGGUCGUUCGUGCCUGUUUCCGAGGAGCCCGUCGAAGAAGAGCUCGUCACCAUGUUCACAAGACUUGCCAUUCAGGCCAAGUCGUACGACAUGGCCUUCCACUUCCCUGAGCCUUACGUGAUUCGCUUGACUCCCCAGACCCCCGAGCUCCCUCGCUCACCACCCUCGGACGCCGGCAGCUCGCCCUCGUCCAUGAGCACCAUCUCGGUGCCUGACCAGUUCUCCAACCUGAUGGAGGCCCGCAUCGCCUGGGACAAGCUACUCGAGAAGAUGCUCCGCUUCACCGAAACAUUAUUCGUCUAUCAGAAAUCAACGGGUGCAAACGGCCCGAUGGGAAUCCUCCCGAAAUCGCUCAAACAAUACGGUAUGAGCUUCAAAGGACAACUGGACGCUUGGUCCGAGGCUUUCGACUUCUUACUCGAAUCUCGGACGGCCCCGGGGGUCAGCCACCAGGAAAAGGCGGGCAUUGCGGUGCUGAAGAUGUUCCAGAUCAUGAGCCAGAUCUUAUUUCUCAUGACGUAUAGCGACAGCGAGUCACAGUUCGACGUGUUCCAGUCUCACUUCAAGGCCAUCGUGGACCUCGCCUCCGAGGUAGUGGGUGACGAGGAGCGUCGCGCAGCGGCCAAGCGAUGUCCCGACCCCAGCCAAUGUCCCCAUCGUCACAACCACAGCCCAGAUAUCUUUGGUGGCCACGAGUACAACACAUAUCACAUCAAGCCAAGCUUUAGCGCUGAUCUGGGCAUUGUGCCACCCCUGUUCGUGGUCGCGACCAAGUGCCGUCAUCCUGUUAUCCGAAGGCAGGCCAUCCAGCUUCUCAGGAGCAGCGCUCGCCGGGAGGGUAUGUGGGACAGCGAGCUCACAGCGCGCAUCGGGCAGUGGGUCGCGUCGAUUGAGGAAGAGGAGGAUAAGGUGUCUCCGUCGCCCGACCCGCGCGCCAGCUUUGCGAAUAGCAGCACGAGGAGCGGGUCGGUCGAUUUCGGCGAAGGCAUCCCGCUGGGGCCUGGCGGCAACGCUCGUUGGGAUGCGCGGAGGGACAGCGCCAUCCCUGGACUCAUCAAGUCAAAACGGUCCGUCCCCGAAGAAAAACGCGUCAUGGUUCGGGCGGUGGAUUUCGACCUCAGAGCCAGAUUUGCCAACUUGCAGGUUGGCACCCGAGGCAUCAUCACCGGCAUGCCAGACAUGCGGUCCAGGGUUACCCAGAUAACGUGGUAG
This is a messenger RNA of Colletotrichum higginsianum IMI 349063, 1995 nucleotides long. Its product is annotated as C6 zinc finger domain protein. The record is from RefSeq and is a predicted model, not a curated record. Bases 1 to 1995 code for a protein of 664 amino acids. The transcript is spliced from 2 exons. Lineage: Eukaryota; Fungi; Ascomycota; Sordariomycetes; Glomerellales; Glomerellaceae.